AGCAGUAAUCGAUGUGCAACCUAUAUAUCUUUAAUUGUGGCUGUACACCGUAUAGGUAUCACCCAUACAUUACUCUAUAGUAUCACCAUAUCCAUGUUGUUAACAAUAUGGUAGUUCUGUGAUUAUCCAUCAAUUGAUAAUUUAUAUCAGGAUUAGAUAUCCUCAAGGGUUUUGCGUUUGUUUAGUAAAAUAUUAUAUGCAAGUACUUGUAAAAAUUACAUUAUUACAUUUUAAUAUGUCUUUUAAUUUGUACGCUAACAAUGUUAGUUUUUUGGGCAUUAAAAAUGUAUUGAAGUUUCAGUUGCAUUCAAAAUGCAUACACAAAUCUGUCUCAGCUAGAAAAAUGUCACCACAAGAAGUAACUACUAUUCUUAGCUCUAAGGAACAUAUACAUGAAUUUGAACCGAGUUUCGGUUCUAUCAAAGCCUAUGAAACAAAUCAACUGGAGUCAAACUCUCCAAUAGAAGAUGCUCGUGCUGAAGCAAAAUGUCUUUUAACAUCUGGUAUGCUGUUUGGAGUGUUUGAUGGUCAUGGCGGUGCUAGCUGUUCACAUGUGAUAACUAAACGGUUAUUUGAUUACAUAUGUGUAAGUCUUUUGCCUAAGCCACUUCUUUUAGAAUAUCUGGAAUCUGGGAAACAGCUUGUUGAAAUGCGUAAUGAAACAUUUGAUUUAGUUUCUGAAUUAAAAACCAUUUAUGCUCAAAGUCUUAAAUCAUACGUACUUAAAAUAAUUAAUGAGGGUCAAGAACAUCAAUUUAAAAUGAAAGAUGCAUUGGAAAAGGCAUUUUUGCAAUUAGAUGAAGACAUGAUGACUGAAGCAAGAUUAAAAACUAAUACUGAAGUUGAUAAUUUAACAUUGAAUGUAGGACUAUCUGGAUCAGUAGCAUGUGUUGCUCAUAUUGAUGGACCUCAUUUACAUAUUGCUUCAACUGGUGAUUGCUUAGCAGUAGUUGGAGUAUAUACAGAUGACGAAACAUGGAUGGCUAAGGUUAUGGUUGAGGAACAUAACACUGAUAAUUUACAAGAAUUAAAUCGAGUAAUAUCUGAACAUCCAUCCAAUGAAAAAGAUACUGUAAUAAAAUAUGAAAGGCUUCUUGGUCAGCUAGCACCAUUAAGAGCAUUUGGAGAUUUAAGAUAUAAAUGGUCUAGAGAGAUGUUAUUGGAACAUAUUGUACCAAAGAUUGGAGAAAAUGCUAUACCACCAUUUUACUACACACCUCCAUAUUUAACUGCUAAACCUCAAGUUGCACAUCAUCAUCUUCAACCAAGAGAUAAAUUUCUUGUACUUGCUACUGAUGGUCUAUGGGAUUUUAUGACUCCAUUACAAGUUGUUCGUUUGGUUGGAGAACAUAUGAGUGGAAAAAUCACUUUGACACCACUCAAGUUGCCUAGAAAUAAUAUGAAACUUAGUGAAAUAAAUAACUUACUUUUACAAAGGCGAGAUAGUUUAAAACGAAAACCAGUAGAUGCAAAUGCAUGUACACAUUUAAUACGCAAUGCUUUAGGGGGUACUGAAUAUGGCGUUGAGCAUGCUAAGUUAUCUCAUUUACUUAACUUGCCAAAAAAUAUUUCUAGGUCAUUUAGAGAUGAUAUUUCUAUUACUAUUAUUUAUUUUAAUACAGAGUACUUAAGACAUCCUCAACCUUAGUACAGUGAUUUCUAUCAAAAAUAAUUUCCUAAAUGGUUCAAAUAUGUUGUAUA
This is a messenger RNA of Sipha flava (yellow sugarcane aphid), 1701 nucleotides long. It is a transcript of the gene Pdp, whose product is annotated as pyruvate dehydrogenase [acetyl-transferring]-phosphatase 1, mitochondrial. The coding region runs from base 197 to 1648 and encodes 483 amino acids. NCBI's taxonomy places the organism in Eukaryota, Metazoa, Arthropoda, Insecta, Hemiptera, Aphididae. The record is from RefSeq and is a predicted model, not a curated record. Gene Ontology annotation, molecular function: cation binding; protein serine/threonine phosphatase activity. The transcript has 6 exons. Gene Ontology annotation, biological process: protein dephosphorylation.